Exophiala xenobiotica is the source of this 927-nucleotide messenger RNA. RefSeq lists its product as uncharacterized. The transcript is spliced from 4 exons. The record is from RefSeq and is a predicted model, not a curated record. Bases 1 to 927 code for a protein of 308 amino acids. Gene Ontology annotation, biological process: succinate transmembrane transport; phosphate ion transmembrane transport; thiosulfate transport. Lineage: Eukaryota; Fungi; Ascomycota; Eurotiomycetes; Chaetothyriales; Herpotrichiellaceae. Gene Ontology annotation, molecular function: sulfate transmembrane transporter activity; thiosulfate transmembrane transporter activity; succinate transmembrane transporter activity.
AUGACGGAGGUACCGGCCAACGCCAUGCAUCUCUCCGCGGCGUCUGCAGACAAAAAGGAGCAGCGGUUGAAAGCCAGCAAGAUCCAGUAUCCCUUCUGGUUUGGAGGCAGCGCAGCUAGCGUGGCCGCGUGUGUCACUCACCCUCUGGAUGUAGUCAAGGUUCGACUACAAACCCGAACGGCCAACGCGCCCAAGAGCAUGAGCGUCACCGUCGCACAGAUCCUCGAAUCCGAAGGCAUACUCGGUUUUUAUAGCGGCAUAUCCGCCUCCGUUCUCCGGCAGGCAACAUACUCAACGGUGCGCUUUGGGGUAUAUGAAGACAUGAAGCGGCGUUGGGGUCCGGACCCUAGCUUCCCCGUGCUUCUUGCAAUGGCUUCGUUCUCGGGCUUCUUGGGCGGCAUAGCAGGGAACUUCGCAGACGUGCUCAACGUCCGUAUGCAGCGCGACGCCGCGCUGCCCGUGCAAGAUCGCAGGGACUACAAGCAUGCGGUGGACGGAAUGAUACGCAUGGCGAGAGAAGAAGGCAUGCUGAGCUACUUCACAGGCUGGCUGCCGAACAGCAGUCGUGCGGCCGUGCAGACGGCAAGCCAGCUGGCGAGUUAUGAUGCCGUGAAGCGGAUGUUGCUGGACUACACGCCCAUGGAGGAUACGUUGUCGACACACUUGACCGCGUCGUGUCUGGCGGGUGUGACGGCUGCGACAGUGACGAACCCGAUCGAUGUCAUCAAGACGAAGGUGAUGGCGUCCAGGGGGAAACAAGGGGUUUGGCGGUUGGUCAAGGACCUUUCGCGAACGGAGGGCCCUGCUUGGGUUUUCCGAGGAUGGCUGCCCAGCUUUCUCCGUCUCGGACCACACACCAUCUGUAUCUUUCUCUUCCUCGAAUGGCACCGGAAGUUAUAUACAGCGCUCCACCAACAGAGCUUGUGA